This is a messenger RNA of Penicillium soppii, 534 nucleotides long. RefSeq lists its product as uncharacterized. The record is from RefSeq and is a predicted model, not a curated record. The coding region runs from base 1 to 534 and encodes 177 amino acids. The transcript has 2 exons. Lineage: Eukaryota; Fungi; Ascomycota; Eurotiomycetes; Eurotiales; Aspergillaceae.
AUGUCUCCAAAAGGCUACCGGGCCAUCAGAACCAAACAGACGUCGAACACAAUCAUAGUCUGCCAAGCAUAUUCUGCCGAGAUAACAGAUCCGGCAAUCAAAGCUCAAACAUUUAGCUACCUUUUUCUCGUAAAUGAACGAGUCUUGGCUAUCGAAACUACUCGCGAGGGAUUUGAAUGGGCCUCUACGACACUCACCCAUGCCAUGAGUCACCAUACAGCUGGCGAUGGAACGGAUCAUGAAGAAUGGCAGAGGAAGCUGCAGUCCAGUCCUGUGCGCGUACAAUGGGUUCUCGAGAGGGACCUUUCACUGCGGUCUUUGGACUAUCGAAGUAUUCAGAUCGGUUUAAGUGGAGAGGCUGUUGGGAAAUAUUUUGGUGAAUGGGUUGUUUCGACUACUGAUAUGACUAAUACAAUGAGGAAAGUCGAUCAAUAUCUCAAGGAAGGGAGGUUUGAUGCUGCCAAGGAGUGUUUGCCUGAGGAGGAAAUACAUUUCUUGCCUGGAGAUUUACUGCGGGCAUUGAGGAUGGACUAG